UGAAGUGGAAUUUAUUGACAGUUUCCUCUGAUUUUCAAUAAGUAUUUAAAGAGUGCCAUCUAGCGAUAAUAUUUCUUAGCGUCCUGGACAGACUCGCUGGAGAUGGUUUGAUGUAAAAUAUAUUACACAUUUUUGAAUUCUGUAGCCCGGGAAAACUGCCGCAAACCGUUAAAAAAUGUCACGCGCGCACACUCACAUAGCUUGAUUAAACCGUAACGGUCAGGAUAGGCGGCGGCUAAAUAAACCAAUACGAAUAGUUUCUUUCGACAUUAUAGAAUAUAUCAACGUAGAUUACAGGUAAGACCAAGGUCUUUGAAACGAACACUGUAGACUUGUAAAACGAGUCCAGUUUUCUAACUCUGCAUUAGAUUGUCUUGAGUAGAUGAGCUUUGACGACAGCCGUUGGCCUCGCGAGUCCAGACGUUGGUGUAAUCACACUUGACGUUCGCUCGGAUAAAUAAAACUAUAAAGGAUUAACAUGAAGAAACACAACUCACUAUUUUAUACUAAUGCCUGGAAAAUGAAGCCGAAUGUCUGGAAUAUAAAGGAGAUUUUGAAUGCCCCCGCAUCUUCUGGAGGGAUUAAAACAAGCAAGGGUUCCGGAAACAGUGACUACUCCAGCCUGACUGACUCCCAGAUUCUGUUGAGCUCUCAACUCUGGCCUGACAAUUCUCAAAGCCUUUCUCAGGAGAUGAGUGGCCAGAGCAGAGGCUCUCAGCAAACCUCACAGGAGAUGAAGGAUAUGAUUGUGUCUAGCAAUUAUAGUUCUAAGCCAUUUUUGUUUGGUGGUGAUGGGAAAAUUCCAAACUUCAUUGGUGGCAAAGCCGUAGGCAUGUUGGACAGAUUUGAAGAGGAGAAGAGGAAAGCCAAAGACAAAUAUGAAAUGGAAAUUCUCACUCAUGGAAUUCUUCAGUUGCAGGAGGCUCUAAAAAAUAUCAGAGAGACUUUGUUAAAUCGCAUUGAUGGAAGUAAUGACAUGACCAGAAAAGUUUUAGUGGAGAGAAUGGAUCAUUUUUCAAAAACAAUUGAUGGUUAUUUAAACAAAAUGAGUGAGGGCAUAACAUGCCAGUUUGAGACUCUGCAGAGCCAAACACAAAUAGGGAUGGAUGACAGAGAAAACAAGAUCAGUAUGGCUGUAAAAGAUUUGGGCUCAAACAUGCUUAACCUCCAUCGGCAUCUGGAGCAUCUGAAAGCAGAGCAGAGCAAGGAGCAGGGCAUGCUGGGAGAGAUUCUGUCACAGCUUGGGACAUUGAUUGCCAUUCACAAUCCGAUAGCAGGACCUAGCUCUGCCAGAAUGAUUGACAGUGAAGUCCAGACAUCCCCUGGACUGUUAGAGAGAUUCUCUGUCAUAUCAGAUGAAAAGCAUUAUCAGAGCAUAAUGCUAUGCAGUAGGCCUGUCAGUUAUUCAGGGAAAACAGCUGAACAGGACCUGUGUCCACAUAAAACACCUAAGACUCAAAACAGAAAUGCACACAUCCGACCAGUACAAAUACAACAGCAGCUUAAGCAAACAGAGGUCACAGAGGAGUUUUCACCUGGUGCCUCACAGAGAUUGGUUGGACAGUUGAUUGUGACUAGACCCUCAAGCCGACUUGUUGAUGCUUCAUCCAGUGCAUCCAUAGAGAAUCAUGGAAGGGAGUAUGCAGAUAGACCCCUUGUGCAUAUGGAACCAGAAAAGGCAUUGUACAUGAGAGGGAACAGAUUGGGCACUCACACUGAGACUUUGUCACCACAGAAAGUCCUCAGGAGACGCCAAAAAGCCCCAAAUUUCAGAGGGAAAAAGAGAGCCUUGGUACUCCCACAAAGACAACCAGUGAGAAAGAAAGGGGCUGUAAAGCUCUCCAAGGACAGCCAGCAGAAGAAAGACUUUCAAAGUGAACAAAAAGACAGAGUACCUCUGUCUUCUCUUUGUGAACACUGGAAAAUGACCAACAAAUCGGUUGCAGAUGACUUAAGACCACAGCAGCAAGCCUCUGUAGCACCAGUCAGUUGGUGUGUAGCUGAAGAACCUCUAAACCCCUUCAGUAUGUGGUCCCAGGACACAAACAGCUCCCAAAUGAUUGUGGAAUACAAGAUGAGUGAGUGGGAAGAAGUGGUGCCUAAACCCAAGGGCAAUAUCAUAACAGGAGAAGGUGGCCUCUGGCAGCUCUUUGACUUUAAUAAUGACUCAGAAUGAGAUGCAACAUACUUCAAUGCAUGUUAAGUACACAAACAUCCAAGAAAUUAUAUAAAGUAUGUUCUAUGUUCAGUUUCCUUCACAUUGGAUUAGCCUUGUAAGUGGAACCUAGAAAUUGCAUGUGACUGGUGAACUUUGAUCUGUAUUUACUUUGCCUGCUGUAGACAUCUGUUCUUUUGUUACUGGACAUUGUGGAUUCUUUUUGAAAGACAUUCAUUGACACUUGUGGAUAUUAUAAAAACCCUGAGACAGUAUGGCAGAUCUUACUGCAACUAAAAGUAUUCUGUUCUACUUUAGUUGGACCAUAUGCCACAUCCAAG
This is a messenger RNA of Myxocyprinus asiaticus (Chinese sucker), 2496 nucleotides long. RefSeq names its product interactor of HORMAD1 protein 1. Lineage: Eukaryota; Metazoa; Chordata; Actinopteri; Cypriniformes; Catostomidae. The transcript is spliced from 8 exons. Bases 479 to 2176 code for a protein of 565 amino acids. The record is from RefSeq and is a predicted model, not a curated record. Gene Ontology annotation, biological process: homologous chromosome pairing at meiosis; meiotic DNA double-strand break formation; DNA recombination. Gene Ontology annotation, cellular component: condensed nuclear chromosome.